UCCACAGCUAGUUGGUGGCAGUCGUCAAUUUUUAAUCCGAUCGGGGACGUCAGUGUUGGCCUCCUAUUCCACGAUUAUUAAAUUUCACUCCACCAAAGGUCGCAUUUUCUAACUAGUUCCAACAUUUUCCAGCAAUCUUGCUUACACACAAGUUAUAAAAAUUGCAGAGGAUCAAUAGCAGUUUAAAUAGCACGAUGCAUUUCCGGUGGGCGCCUUAUGGACCGCAUAAUACAAUUUACUGCACAUCCGUCGUUCAUUGUUAUGUUCGCAGAAGCAGAUGUCUGCACUCUGCUAUAGCUGUAUGCUGCAGCUAAUGCAGUAGAUGAUCUGCUCAACAGUUCAUUUCAUAAAAAGCAGAUCAUCCAUAGACGAUGGUUUCAAUAUAAAAUUUGAUCAUUAGUAGCUGCCUCCCAACGUGAAAAUAUCCCGUACAUUAUUAUCUGUUUUCCCAAGAUGUCAGCUCCUUUCUGCAAGAUUAAUCCGAUCAUAGUUUCGCUAUGCUUCUGCAUUGCACUAUCGUCUUACACCCGCAUCUACACUGUUUCGGCCGCCGGUCAAGUUCAGUUUGUGGAUAUAAAACCUUCUUAUGAAAUUCCCAACCGCACCCCCAUGGAUACGGUGGUAGCUGUCUUUCGAGCAACGGAAAAGGGCAAAAGUAAAGGUAAAGACAAAAUUGUCUAUGACCUUUACGACACCACUACACCGGCGCCUUUCCGCAUUGACCGCUACACUGGUCAACUGAUUGCCGCCAUGCAGGUUAAUCGAAAAGUUGGUGAACAACUGAAGCUGACCGUAACGGCCACGAAUACGCAAUCUGGAUCGAAUGUGCGGGAAGUCAUUAAAAUUAAAAUCACACCGGCUGUCAAUAAUUACACACCAACAUUCCCGUCGAAUGCCUCCGUAAUUCUGAUUUCGCGCAAUGCCACCAAGACGUCGACCAUUUGGAUUGCUGAUGUCAUCGAUGCGGAUCCUGAUGAAGUCAACAACGAUAUUGUCUUUAAGGAGGCAGUAUUUUCUCAGGAAAAUUUUCUGGAAUUUAUACAAGAGAGCGGAGAGCUGAAGUUAUUGAAAACAUGGAGUGAACUGCCCGGUGACGGGAUUACUGUGGCCAUUACGGCGUGCAAUCGGCAGGACGCGAUACCGUUUCGUUGCGGUUACACUGAGCUUACAGUGGCGCCGGAUAUUCCCAACGAAAGUGAUCUACUUAAUAAUCUAAACGAUAUAGACGCGGAAAAGCUUGGCGCUGUCGCGGAUGCUGUUGCUAAUAUGGCAGAAUAUGCUAAAACGAAUAUCAAGGUGGCGCAGUCAAUGGUGACUGUCAUCAGCGCAGUGCUCGAUGUUGACGGCGCAAAGUUAUCGGCGGCGAUGUCGCCGAAUGUCUCAAAACGAAUGACGCAAUCUGUGGACUCAUAUGCCGAGGAUGCUGUGAGCUCCGCCAAUUCCUCCCGCACCGUGCUGUUGUCGGAUAACAUGGAAAUCAUUAUGAUGGAUGUGGAAAAUGUCUUCAGCAAUGAGAGCAUUGAAUAUCUACCGGCAGCUGGUAAUUCCACCCAGAACCUCACCUUCUCCAUUCCCCAGGCGAUUGUCCGUAACAAUACAGCGGAUUUGGUACGGGUGGCAUUUGUCGUCUACGACAAUACCAAGCUUUUCAAGACGACGGAACAGGAAGUCAUCGUUGGACGCACGGUGCUGGUGGCAAAUCAAAGCGUCUACAUUCCGGACUCGCCGGUCGUUGUGGCGAAAGUCAAAGACGUUCCCACGGAACAUCUGGAGGAACCGGUAAAAUAUAGUCUCAGGAAACCAGCGCAGGGACAGCGAUACAAGUGCGUGUAUUGGAACGAAAAAGACUCGAAAUGGGAUACGGAAGGAGUUACGACGGACAUUCAGACCGACGACGAUAUCAGUUGUUCCGCUGACCACAUGACAGCAUUCUCUGUAUUAUUUGACCCCCUUCCCCACGUCGCGAUAGCCGCCGAACACGAGUUGAUCCUGUCCGUAAUAUCCUACACUGGGUGCGGCUUAUCGCUGUUCGGCGCACUCGCCACGGCUUUCACAUACUGCUUUUUCCGGCAAUUGCGGGCCGAUCGCUCAGGGAAAAUCCUGAUCAACUUAUGCUGCGCCAUUGCCGGUCUUAAUUUGACCUUUGUGGCGGCAUCAUUGGCAUCGAUUGCCCCAUUUCAUGUCUCGUGUUUUGUGGCAUCAGCCUUUAUACAUAUCUUCGUACUGGCGUCCUUGUUAUGGAUGGGCAUUGAGGCGUCGAACAUGUAUCAGAUGCUGAUACAGGUUUUCUACAAUGUCAAUGAACACCAUUUUCUCAUGAAGAGAAUGGUGCUUGGAUGGGGAGUGCCGGUAUUUAUUGCUGGAUUAACGAUGAUAAUGGAGUCGUACAAAUUCGAGGAACAUGCACUGAUGGACGAUUGCCGUUUAACCCCAAAGAAUUUAUUCGUCUAUUAUACCGCAUUUUUCGCUCCACUGGCCAUUAUUAUCGUCGGCAACACGGCCAUCUUUAUCAAGGUUGUUUUUGUCAUCUGCAAGCCGCGCCCCGAUUUCGCCAUCACGAACAAGCAAGCCAGCAGCAAGCAGUCAGCCGUCCGGAAGGCGCAGGUCCAUGGAUCAUUAGCGGUGAUGUUCUUGCUGGGCAUCACAUGGAUCUUCGGGGCGAUGGCAUUUUCGCAUGGACGACUGGUGUUUCAGUAUAUUUUCUGCAUCGCGAACUCCUUGCAGGGCUUCAUGAUCUUCGUCUUCCGCUGUCUGGAACGACGGGAGGCUCGGCUGGCGUGGGUGCGCUUCUGCAAGACGGGCGAAAGACGACCGGUGUCCGAAGCCAGUCGAACGCCCACUUCCCGAUCGGUGCUGCUUACCAACAACACCACGACUUACACACGCCGCCGGCAAGGCAGUCAUCUUUCUGAUAUUUCGGCCAACAGCAACGGGCACGUCCAGAAAGCGCUGGUCGAAACCAAAGCGACUGCUUAAGUGAAACAGCUAUUCGCAAGCACGCCGAAUACAAAUUUGAUACAUACUUUAGCAGCCAGCUGCAAUUGACAUGUUGACUGUCGAUUGCAAUUUUGCUUUUACGUAAAAUUUUGAAUGUACAUGUAAGUUCUGUUAAAGCAAUUCGGUUUGCACUAUCUAUUGAAUUCUAAUGUAGAUGCCCGACUCAUAGCUCUGAACUUGCUUUCGUAAUAAAAUUUUAUGCAGUCUGGAAAUUUUAAAAUUUUCUGUACAAAUCGUGGAUUUCUUUGUCAGCAUAUAUCAGGCUCGUCCAAUCUCUGAAGUCGGUCAGCACCGUUCUAGUGAAAUAUGCAGCU
This is a messenger RNA of Paramacrobiotus metropolitanus, 3311 nucleotides long. Its product is annotated as adhesion G-protein coupled receptor G6-like. Gene Ontology annotation, molecular function: G protein-coupled receptor activity; calcium ion binding. Gene Ontology annotation, cellular component: membrane. The record is from RefSeq and is a predicted model, not a curated record. The transcript has 9 exons. NCBI's taxonomy places the organism in Eukaryota, Metazoa, Tardigrada, Eutardigrada, Parachela, Macrobiotidae. Gene Ontology annotation, biological process: homophilic cell-cell adhesion; cell surface receptor signaling pathway; G protein-coupled receptor signaling pathway. Bases 454 to 2976 code for a protein of 840 amino acids.